Molecule: messenger RNA, 798 nt
Organism: Lactuca virosa
Lineage: Eukaryota; Viridiplantae; Streptophyta; Magnoliopsida; Asterales; Asteraceae
Source: the annotation of a GenBank genome assembly
AUGCCAUUGACGUUUUUCUCAUUUCAAAAUUUUCAUAAUCCCUACAUUCUAAUUCGUCUUCCCCAAAAUCCAAACAGAGCUCGCUCAACAAUGGAGCUUGGGCUCGCCAUCUUCAUCCUAGCUUUAGCAUUUCUAUCCACCAUUGCUCAUUCAAUCCGUUUCGAGCUCGAAUCGGGUCACACAAAAUGCAUAGGAGAGGACAUCAAAAUCAAUUCCAUGACAGUCGGUCAGUACUCCAUUGUUAAUCCAAAUGAAGGACAUCCAUUGCCUGAACAUCACAAGAUCACUGUCAGGUUGUUUUCCGGGAGCGGAAACCGCCAGCACUAUGCGGAAGCGGUAGAAUCAGGAGAAUUCGCGCUUCGCGUUGUUGAAGAUGGCGAUCAUUUAGUUUGCUUUUCCGCCAUUGAUCACCAACCGGCCGUUAACAUCUCUGUGGAAUUCAAUUGGGGAUCCGGUGUGGCUGCUAAAGGUUGGUCUAAUGUCGCGAAGAAAGGUUCAGUAGAUGCGAUGCAAUUAGAACUAAAGAAAAUUGAGGACAUGGUUGCUGGGAUUCAUGAGGAGAUGUUGUAUCUUCGGAAAAGAGAACGAGAAAUGGAAAAGCUAAACAGGAAGACGAACACUAAACUGGGUUCGUUCAGUUUGGUUUCGUUGUUUAUGUGUUUGUCUGUUGCAGGAUUGCAGCUAUGGCACUUGAAGACGUUUUUUGAAAAGAAGAAGAUUAUUUGAUUUUUUUUAAAAUAAAAUAUUUUAAGAAUGUUGGGUUCGGGUAUCAUGUAUGGGUUUUGUUCACAACAUGGC